CUCGCUUUAUACCUAUCUUCUGGAUUCAAAACCUACUAAUUUGGGCAAUCCUUUGCAUUGGGUAAGAAAAUUGGUGCGUGUUUGCUUUAAUUAGUGGUUUAUAGGAGCACCACUACCAACAAAUAGAGAAUUCGUAGCUUACAUAAGGAAAACUAGACAAGCACCACAUGAGGUACUGGUUCCACAAUUAUUUUUGUGGCCAAAAUCUAUUAUUACAAUUGAUGAUCAUAGCUAACAUAACGAGUUCAAUCUCGUGGAUCAAACCAAAAACCCCUCCAUUGUCGAGGUCGUGCCGCCUUAUACCGUCAUGGGUUGUGCCAAGUACCGCCUUAGGGCUUGGAGCGUUAAAAGCAACCUAUUGUACUUGCAUUACGGAAGAUCAACAACAUGUAGGUGUCAAUGUAGCACAAUACUUUCACCAAAUGAAGUAUAGUUGUCUAACAUUUUUUUAUUGAAACGUUAAUUAUAUUUGGUGAAGUGUUGUGCUAUAUUUAGACGUCCUACAAAUUGAAACUCCCACUAUGCCUCCAGCGCAACUCAAUCUAGAACAAACAAGACAAUAAAACGAGGAGACUGUUAAACGACUUUUGGGCCAACAUUGAUUGUUAAUUUUGAUGAUUAGGUUAGGGUUUAGGGCUAUUACCUCCGUAUGGGGUGGACCCACUAUCGCAAGAAGAAGAAUAAUCUAGUAGAAAGUCAUAAUGGGUCAGGGCAGUGAAUGCAAUAGUGAUUAUCCUUCGGCGGCAAUCUCCACCUACUUAGGGUCUACGUCUUUCUUUUCUAGGUUUCAGUCACAAGAAGAACGUGGGAGAGAAUAAAGUAAAUAGGAGGAAAAGGCAGAGGAAAUGGGGGAGAGAAUAACGUAGAUGGGAGGAGAAAGUUGGAGGGUCGACUUAGAUGUAUUUGUUUAGGGUUAGAGCCACUUUGUUUAUAUAGUCGAACUUGUUAGCCUUUGCCCUUGAUGCUAUUAAAAAAUUACACACUCUGCCACUCAUUUUACCUUGUGAACGAGAAGAAGUGAAGAACACAACAUAUGAAACAAACUUGGGAAUUGUUAUUAUCGGCACUAUGAUUGAUCGUUUAAUAUAUUGUUUCUUAUUUGUUUUGGGUAGAAUUCAUUUUCUUGUUUGUAAAGUAAUUUCAUUAAAUCAUAAAACACAAUGGAUGUUGAAGUUGCAAUUAUAAAUGAUGUUGCUUAUUGAGUAAUAUAUUCGCGACAUGGCAACCUCCAUUGUUGUGAUUUUCUAUGUCAUGUUUGAAAAUAGAAAUAUAUCAUUAGGUCGAGACGAGUAUGGAAGAGCCAAGAUUGAUCGGCUCCUACAAUGUAUCUCUUGACUUUAUCUUUCACUUCAUUGUCUCUCGUGUCAUUGUAUGGAUUGAUUUCGAGGUCGCUUGGAAAUGUAAUCUCACAUUUCAUUGCAUUUUUUCCUAGUUAGGGUUUGUUUGGAGGUUGUGAUUCUUUAGAUUAAUGAAUUCUAUCAAUGUGUGCAGUCCAAAUUGAUGGUUUGCUUGACUAGUUGUAUUUGAAAAAUCACUUAUUUGGAGGUGUAGAUUGUGCUUUUCACUAGGGUUGGUAAUCGGGUAUCCGGUUAAUGGUUUAACCGGUUACCAAACUGAUAAUCGGCGGUUACCAGUUAACCAUUAACCGGCGGUAUCGAUAUAAGGUGGCCAAAAUCCAGCUGCCGGUAUACCGACCCAUGCUCGGUUAAAACCCGAUGGUUAUUGGUAAUACCAAGUAACCGAUAUAUCCUCCCCAAAUCCCAAACUUAUCCUUCUAUCACCCCGUUAGUAACCCCCAAACCCCAAUUCUCUCCAUCUCUCCCAGGAAGAAGUUCCCUCUGAAUCCGUAAUCCAUUAAUUCGAUCCUUCCAUUCUUUGUUGCCUCGGCCCCGUGAGCAGAUCGACCACCAUCCGUUCUCCGUCUUCUCUUCUCCCUCCGACCAGACCAACCACCACCGAGAUCUUUCACUGUCGGUCUAUCUCCGUCUUCUCCUCCUCCCUCCCUACUUGCAGCGACUGUUGCAGAAAUGGUGGCGGAGAUUCGAGACCCGGAGACCGCCAAUCUGGCUGGAGAAGUUUGGGACGGCAGAGGAACUGUCGGUCGGAGAUAUCAAUUGAGAGAGACAAAGACCAGCUACCUCCAUCGGGAGAAGAAUGACCAUCAUCGGCGCCUCACCACCCCUGCCUCCGCCAGAGUUACCAUUACCAUAUCCUCCUCACUCCCACCCCCAGAUACCGCCAAAACUCGAAAUCGAGAGAAGCCCAACUGCCGAAUUCCAUCUCCAAGACUAGAAGAGCCCAAAUCCCUAAACAGGGGCGAGCAAUUAGAGUUCAUGGAAGCGGAAUAAGAACAUGCAGUGAGUCCACGACUCUCCCCUAUCUCUCUCUCGAUCUCCACAAAACCACAACCCUCUCCAUUCUCUAAUCGACGCCCAACAAUGACCCGCCGUGACCCACCGUGGAAAGACAAUCGGCUGGAUUGAAGGCCACCUGGAUCUACAGAAACCCCAAAAAAUCCCUAAUCCGGCGGCGGCAACGGCUGGUGGUCAGAGCGGCGGAGAGAAAACUUGUGUGAUACCCGCAUGCGGUGGUGGCGGUAGGGAUGGGGAGAGGAGAUCGAGAAACAGGGGAGAGCUGGGAGAGGAGAUCGAGAGAGAGAGAGGAGGGUUGUGGAGAGGGAGAGGGAGAGAGAGGACGGGUCGAGAGAAAGAAAAUAGAGAGGUGGCGGAGAUGGUAGUCGGUACUCGGUAUAACCGGUUGGUAACCGGUAACUGUCUAUUCGGUAAUCGGUUACAAACUGGUAUUAGGGAUGGCAAACAAACCCAUGGCCACGGGUAUCCGACCGCCCCCGACCAAGUCAAUGCAGGGAAUCCUCGCAUUGACUGGGUAUGGGGUGGGUAUGGGUAAAACCCGCAAAAAGUUUGAUGGGUAUGGGGCGGGUAUGGUUUUAGCCUCCCCGCCCCAUACCCAUACCCGCCCCACCACAAAUAUUUCUUCAUAUAUGAAAAAUAUGUGUAUCAAUUUGUAACCUAUCAAUAACAACGAGUAUAACUCAAGAAAGAUAUAUGGUAGAAAUGCAAUUGAGUGGUCAUCCAAAUCAAAAUAUAUUUUUUUCUCUCAAUUUUCCAUUCACUCUUUCACUUUUUCCCCUUGUUAAGAGAUUAUGUUAGUUAUUAUUACUUAAUAGAUGUAUCAGAGUAGAGAAUAAUGAUUUGGAUGACAUUGUACUCUACUCUAAUAUGGAUUAAUGGAUGCUUUGAAUCGUAUUAUAAAUGAUUGUCUAUUUGCCGACUUCAUGAUAUAGUAGGUGAGUUUACUGUUACAAUUCAAAAUCUACAUGUAAAAUAUUCGGUAUUAUAGUGUUGGAUGUACGGGGCGGGUAUUACCCAAGGGUACCCGAAAUUCAUGGGUAUGGGUGAUGGGUUUGCAAAACCUUCCCCGCAUGGGUAUAGGGCGGGUAUGGGUAUAGAUAUUUGAAAGCGGGGAUGGGGAUAGUUUAGGCAAACCCGCCUCAUUGCCAUCCCUAACUGGUAUCGGUAUUCGGCCUCUUCCUCAUGGUAAGGUACAUGGUAAACAAUAUACCGUAAUCGGGUCGGUCGGUCGGUACAUGGUAAACGGUAUACCAUAAUCGGGUCGGUCGGUAACCGGUUAACCGACCGAUUACCACUCCUACUUUUCACAACCUCAAAACAACCCUUUAGUAAUGGACUAAAUAAUAUUUUGCACAAUACAAUGAUUUAUAGGGUCAAAGUGUGAAGGAAUGCAUGCAUUUUUUUAGGUAGGUGCCACCAACAAUCACAAAAGAGGAUGAAUUAUAUAAUUUCAAAUAAAAGAAGUUGAGAUUGUUGUGAUUGUUGAGUUUAGAUUUGUGUCCACUUUUUCGAUCCCUUUGUACCUCUAUUGUUUUUUUGUAUUAUACGAAGUAUUGAGGGUAAAUGUGACAUUUCCCUUUGAAAUAACUUUAUUCAAACCAA
Molecule: messenger RNA, 3974 nt
Organism: Linum trigynum
Lineage: Eukaryota; Viridiplantae; Streptophyta; Magnoliopsida; Malpighiales; Linaceae
Source: the annotation of a GenBank genome assembly